Elaeis guineensis (African oil palm) is the source of this 282-nucleotide messenger RNA. The record is from RefSeq and is a predicted model, not a curated record. NCBI's taxonomy places the organism in Eukaryota, Viridiplantae, Streptophyta, Magnoliopsida, Arecales, Arecaceae.
AUGUUGGAAGGGAAAGCAACAUUCCAAGACACCAACAUGCCACUAAAGAUGCAGCUCCAUGACAUGUCCUCCACCUCAGAAGCUCUCGACCUGUUCGAUGUCUUGGACUGCAGAAGCAUCGCUGCUCACAUCAAAAAGGAAUUUGAUAUGAUAUAUGGAGCUAGCUGGCAAUGUGUGAUGGGAUCAAGCUUCAGCAGCUUCUUUACCCACAUGCAAGGGACCUUCAUCUACUUCAAUUUAGAAUCUCUCGAGUUCCUCAACUUUAAGGACUUUGCAGCAUGA